Molecule: messenger RNA, 5318 nt
Organism: Trachymyrmex cornetzi
Lineage: Eukaryota; Metazoa; Arthropoda; Insecta; Hymenoptera; Formicidae
Gene: sima
Product: HIF-1 transcription factor component sima
Exons: 14
Coding region: 1-4521 (1506 amino acids)
Biological process (GO): regulation of transcription by RNA polymerase II; cellular response to hypoxia
Cellular component (GO): transcription regulator complex; nucleus; cytoplasm
Molecular function (GO): protein dimerization activity; DNA-binding transcription factor activity, RNA polymerase II-specific; RNA polymerase II transcription regulatory region sequence-specific DNA binding
Source: RefSeq, a predicted model, not a curated record
AUGAACGCGCGUUUGCACGAAGUGACAGUAGAAAGAGAAAGAGCAGAAGGUGAGACGAGGGUGGAGGGUGGAAACGUCAUUCUUGGCGACGGUCAUCAACAGCGAGGUCGUUGCUCUGAUCUUCCCGACGACUGGAUCGGCAAGGUAUCGGGUUACACUGGUGUCGAUGCGCAUCACAUGGCGAGAGGAAACGAGAUCGAUUUCCCGUCGCGCGAAUUGCUGAAACCACCGCUGCCGCCGUCAUCUUAUGGUCCUGCGAUCGCGUUUAACAACGUCUUACCCGACACUGUUGUCGUACCCUCUCCCAGUAUUACGUCACACGUUGAUGAUAAUGCUAGAUCACGAGCUUGCGAUAUGGGGACGACAUCUUGCUCGACGAUGAGAUUUCCUUAUGCGCCUGGUGCGACUUGCAACGUGGCAUGCAGUAAUGCACCAGCGACGACGUGCAAUGUCGCUCCAGCGAGUGCUGACUGCGACGGUCCGGAGACAACGUGGUUCCGCAACGAGGGUCACUUGGCCGAGCCACAGUCGGGGGUUCGCACAGCGAACACGGCGACCUCGAGAAUCUGUCAGCUGGGCCCGAUUGACGUCGAGGACCUCGCAAUGUACUUCGAUUCACCGACGGACGGCUGCAAACCACCCUCGUUGGGUAAUCGAGCGAUCUAUUCGAAGAAAUUGCGAUAUGGACAGGUCGCAAGGACGGACCAGUCUCACGAGCAUCACCGCGAUCUGAAUUUCCGUGAUCUGCCUUCUUGCGAUCUAGCACCCAAUAAUCUACAAACUUGCGAUAUGGGGCCCAGUACACUGGGAUAUUGCGAUCUGGGGAACAGCGAUCUACGCCUUCGUAAUUCAGGAUACGAUGGUCCGUCAUUUUGCGAUCCAAGACUUAGCGAUCCGCGAUUUUGCGAUAUGAGACAGUCCGAGGAGCAGCCCCGUGAACCAGGGCGACACAAUCUGGGACGGGGCAACCCGGGACUAGGCAAUUGGUUCUGCAACGACUGCCCGGAACUAUUUAAUUUCUGCAGCGAGGAACGGUGGCUGCAGUGCCCGGCGAGCAAUCGCUGCCCCCUUUAUGACACCUCGUAUGCUUACGACAUGCCCGUUUUACCGCCAUGUAUGUACGAGAAUGGUUACAACGAUAACUGGCAUUACGACAAUGCGGAGGACGAACAACUCCUCGAAAAUUACUUGAGCAACGAGAAGAGGAAGGAAAGGUCUCGCGAUGCAGCGCGUUGCAGACGUAGCAGAGAAACCGAUAUCUUCACUGAACUCGCGGCUGUUCUUCCGGUCACGCCGGAACAAGCAGCGCUCUUAGAUAAGGCCAGCGUAAUGAGGUUGGCGAUUGCCUACCUCAAAGUCCGAGCCGUCGUGGAUUCCAUUCCAGUUACGCUGACAAAAUCCGAGUCAUCCACGGAGGAGAUGGAUGAAUUAUUUCCAAAAGCUCUCAACGGCUUUAUGUUAGUACUCUCCAGUGACGGCAACAUGGUCUACCUCUCAGAGAAUGUCGGAGACUAUCUCGGAGUGUCACAAAUGGAUAUGAUGGGACAAAGUGUAUACGAAUACAGUCAUCCCUGCGACCAUGAUGAAUUGCGUGAGUGCCUGUCUUCGAAGUCGGCGAAUAACAAUGAGAAACGUACCUGCAACUUCUUCUUACGACUCAAAUGUACUCUCACUAGCAAAGGCAGGAAGGUCAAUCUGAAGAGUGCUUCUUACAAGGUGAUUCACUGCACUGGCAGAUUGACAAACAUCCGCGACUCAAACUCGAACUCUAUGGAAGUUGAUAAUGAAGAGCGAUGCAAAGAGGAUGAGGACAUAGGACAAGACACAGGCAUUUCUCUGGUGCUCGUAGGUAGUCCUAUACCUCAUCCUAGUAAUAUCGAGAUACCUUUGGGACGCCAUACCUUUUUAUCGAAGCACAAUCUCAGCAUGAAAUUUACCUACGCUGACGAAAAAUUAGCCGAAUACUUGGGCUGGAGCAGUGAGGAGCUAAUGGGUCGAUCAGUCUUUGAGUUUUAUCAUGCACUUGACAAUCUUACGCUGGACAAGUGUUUCAAAUGCUUGUUCAGCAAGGGCCAGUGCGAGACCGUAGCGUACAGAUUCCUUGGCAAGCGAGGCGGUUACGCCUGGGUUAUUACCCAGGCCACCCUCAUCCACUGCUCCAAGCAGCAGAAGCCGAUCUCCGUCGUCUGUGUCAACUACAUCCUAAGUGGGAUCGAGCACGAAGAUGAGGUAUACAGCGUGCGCCAACUGGCCGCGCGUGACAACGACGCCAAUUUGGUGAAGAUAGAGAAACCGUUGCCGGUCUUGGUGCCAACCGGUAGUAGUGCUGUAUCGACGACGGAUUCGAGUCAGGUAUCGCUGAACGACGAGGAGAAGAUUCCCGUGGAGGAAUCAACCGUCGACGACGAGUCCAGGAGCGACGAUCGACCGUUCGCCGUCACCGCGUCGAUCUUCCAUUCAAUCGACGAAAAGAGCGACUGCAAAGCCGAUUCGCGGAAGGACGGUGCCUUGCCGAAACACGCCCAGAAAGAAAAGGCAUUCGUUUUCCUCGAGAAGGCUCUCAAAGAGUCUCUGGAGGAGUCGAUUAAGGAGAACGACGUGCCGGCAACGGUGAACCGACAGUCCUUCGCUAAGAAAACGCCUUUUAUAUUCCAGGGUAAACCGACGGUGGUGAACGAUUCAUCAGACAGUGCUAAACACCGUGAUCGUCCACAGUCAGUCACAAGACAUCUAUUCGCACCGCUCGCGACUGCCGUGCAACAACAGGAACAACAGCAACAACAGGAACAGUCACAAUUAUCCUGUCGUCCGCAAACGGCCACAGCGAGCAUUUUCGCGCCUCGUACCGAGGAUAUGAAUAAAGGCUUUUUGACUUUCAGCGAGGAUCAGCCGGGUCUCACCAUGUUGAAAGACGAGCCGGAGGACUUGACACAUCUCGCACCUACGGCCGGUGACGUGUGCGUACCUUUGGAGGACACUCCCUUCUUAUCAGAUAUGUUGGAUGAGUUUAUCUUCGGUAACGAUAACUAUGGCUGUCCUCUAUUGAGUCCGGGAGACACUCUGACACCGGAGUUACGUUCCGCAGAUCUCUCGGGAUCCCUCAAAGACGCAGAUCUCAUGGACACUACUAGAGCCAAGAAUGCGGUCGAUCGUUUAGCUGAUAGUGAUCCCUUCAUGUACGGUGACUCGCCCGGAAGUCCCUGUGGCAUCGAUCCGAGCACUGUGUCACCGUCCCUCUCGAAGUACCGACAAAGUCCUGAGCGCAGCGUGGACUCAUUAGGUAGUCCUACAGGAGGUAGCGGCGGCGGGGGGGGCUCCAAAAACGAGGAUGAGAUGCUUAUGUUAGGUAUCAGCGAUAGUAUAGCAGAUGAAGAAUUAGCGCUCAGAGCACCCUAUAUUCCGAUGUCGGACCAGGACGAGGCGUUAGAGUUCCUCAUUAAUGAUAACAUGGUAAUGUGGAGCUCGUCGCAAUCUGCUGACAAAGGAUCCUCGAAAUGGUUACUCGACGAUCGAGAGCAACGUAAUUCCGAAUCCAGUCUGGCACAGUUACUACGAACUGAUCAAGCAGUAUCGCGGCGAUACAAUGAUCACGGUGGAGGUUUGCUAAAUUCGACGCAGAUAUUGGGACAAACACCUAGAAAAAACAUGCUUUUCGAAUCCGAUCGAUGGUCCUCUCAUCAGGAACGUCCCAAUAAACGCAUUCACUCCGAACUUAAUACGGACUCUGAAAACGAAUAUAAGCGUCUUAAGUGCGAGCACUCGUCAUUUGAGCGUAUAAAUCUUGAAGAUACUUUGGUGACGAAGCAACAGCGGCAGUCGACAACGCUUCAUAAGAAGUCGCCGCCGACUCUCGGUAACACCUGUGGCAGCCAGCUUCUGCGUCGCCUCGUUUCGUCACAGAUACCAAGUAUCGUGUCACAGGUGGCAACUUUGCCUGACAGUAACGGCCAUAUUCGCAGUGACAACGAACGUCAUCGCGAGGACUUUUCGAAGCAGCGUGAUAGCGACCUCGACGAUAUCAUCGAUUUUGUUGAAUCGGAAGGCGACCGCGGUGGGGGAGGAGGCGGAGGCGAAAAUCACGGCGGUAUCGGUGAUGGCCUAGACAAGAUUGAUGCAACAAGUCGGAGAAGGAAUCCUUCCUGCGGCACUGGUGGCAGCAGUGUGCUAAUGAAUCUCCUGGUUUCCGGCUGCGACGAUCCUUUGAUGAGUUCUCGUGAUAUGUCAACUGUAUUAUCGAGUAACCUGACUCCGUUAUCCAUCAAUGUGGACAAUCAGAUAGUUCCACACUGUGCGAACACAGGUGUCAUAUCUUUGCCUGAUCAUCUUAGCCCGGACACCAGGAAGCAUUUAAUUGGGCCCUUUACCGUCAGUGAAGGGGACGGAGGUACUCCUAUAGUCUCACCCACGACGUCCGCGAUGGCAUCUUUCGACAGCUUUGAUUGGAUCCGCGAUGGAUCCACGAGCCUGCUUCAAGUGGGAUCAGAUCUACUCGGGGGACUGCUGGAUCGAAAUCUAGUGUGAUCCAGCGCGAUGCGAUUUAUACAGACCUGCCAAAAAAUCGAUUAGGGAAAUUAGAAGCAGGAUUUGUUCAAUAUUCGCUUUUCCGUAACAAGUCUUAGAAAUUGUUUUUUCACUCUUUUUUGUAACACGAUCCGAGUUGUUGCUUAUUGUAAUCAAAUUAUAAUUAAACUAUUAAUUUUAAUGUGUUCUUUUAACGUCACUCGAUUUCAGAGUCUGUGCAAUAUACUAAAUAAAGAGCGGAAAAAAAAUUACAGUGCAAUCAAAACGUUACGCACAAAGAGAUUUUAUACGAAUCUUGCUUCUAAUUUCUGCGUGUAAAUAGUCGGUUAAUUCCCGGUGCUCUUUAAUAAUUCGCUAAGCAUCCGAAAAUCUCAGAAAUGAGAUAAAUGCAGUUUAUAUUAAAUGUUCAAAAGAACGUUCGAUUAAUGUAAAAGUGAUGCGACUCGAGAAGAUAUAAAUCCAGAUUAAUUGAUAUUUUUUAUUGAUAUUUAAUCUUUUUACGAUGAUUUCUUUAAAUACUUUAAGUAGCAAUCGAUUCACGCCACUUCAACGUUCAAUCGAUACUUUUUUAUACAGUUUUUUGAAAUUUGUGUGUGAACGUUUGUGACAGCUAAAUGUGUCAACACGUUUCCACGAAUUAACAAAAAAAAAAUUAUAAUCUGUACAAUGACGAGCUGCGUAGCGAAUUAAGUUUCACAGGAUGAUGCCGUGUUGUAAAAAUGCGAGUCAUAUCUUUCAAUCAAAUCGGUCAAAGGCUAUAACCGUUUUUAUGACGAAAAGAAGACAUUUCUUUAAAU